Molecule: messenger RNA, 3258 nt
Organism: Scleropages formosus (Asian bonytongue)
Lineage: Eukaryota; Metazoa; Chordata; Actinopteri; Osteoglossiformes; Osteoglossidae
Product: zonadhesin-like
Exons: 2
Coding region: 526-2748 (740 amino acids)
Source: RefSeq, a predicted model, not a curated record
ACAUUCUUACAAUCAUGUGUAAAACGAGGUGUAUUUCACUGUGGUCCAAAAAUUCUGCCACCUCACUGACAUCCUUAUUCUGGGAGACGGAGCUGAGUGCGGGUGAAGACCACCGCCAGCUCCGCCCCUUCUAACUGCACCGUGUAAAUCACAGCUUGGGUGGGUUUGUUGCGCGGACCCGUGGACCUCAGGAACGACCACCUCGGUGCAGCACUACGGACAGCUCCCUCCGCCCAACAUGCCGCGCGACUCUCUCUAGUCGUGUCACGAUCACAGGGGCGGGGCUUACUCGUAUUUCUCACGUGACACCGGACGAUCGAUUUUUAAAGCGAAGGCGAUCAGCUCUGAGUCUGAUCUCUUCGACUAUGUAGAACGGUGCCUCGAGAAGGUGGAUUUCGGACACUGUCCGCUCUUUCUAAGGUGUCCAGUUAGCUCAGCUGCACUGUCUGCACCCCCUGCCGUUUGAACACAGGUGCCAAGAGGAGUCUCUUCCAGCAACUUUUCAAGGAAGCCUAAGGAGACAUCAUGGGAGCCAAGCUGAGUAAGAAGAAGAAGGGUUAUGAUGUCAGCGACCCAAAGGAAAAGAAGGAUGAGGAAACCAUUCCUGUCACUGCAGUAGCAAAGUCUGAAGCUCAGCCUAGUGAGGAGGCAGCCAGCAGUGGGGCACCUGAGGAGGAGGCCAAGACUGAAGCUGCGGCAGACAUUUCUGCUGAGCCUGCAGGGGAGGUAAUGUCAGUGUCACAAGAAGUCACGUCAUGCGAAGCCCUGGUGACAGAAGCUGUGAAAGAGGAAACAAACAUGGCCCAAGUAGAAACGGUAGCUAUAACAGAACCAGCUGACCCAGCUUUACAGGCACCUCUACCAGAACCAAAGGCAGAGGAGCCAUCUGCUGAAUCAGAACUAGAAGCAAAGCCUGAAGUAAGCUUACCAGCAAAGGAGGACCCUGCCUUGAAGAAAGCUGAAGAAAUGUUGGCAACACCAAAGGUGGUUACUCAUGAGGUCCAAGCUGCCCCUGAAACAGAAUGUCAAGUGGUCCAAGAAGCUGUAAGUGCUGCGAAAGCAGCAGCCCCUGUCACAGAGCAUCUUCCAGCUGACAGCUCAACUGUGAUGGCCACGAAGACUUUAGACCCAUGUCCUGUGCCAUCUCUCCCUGGUUCAGGAACAGCCAUUCAGCCAGAAGAAGCUACAGGUGAGACAGUGGCCAUGGUACAGGAAUCCACCACUAAAUCAGAGACAGCCCUUCAGUCAGACCAAACUACAUCUAAUUCUGAUUACAUCACCAUGCCGGAGACAGUUCACCCGAAAGAAGUUACCUCUCUGAAGAUUGCAGAAGUACAAGAAUCCACCUCUAAACCCAAGAGUACUGUUCAUUCAGAAGAAAGUACCGUUAAAACCCUGGAGGUGUCAGUAAUACAGGAAUCAACCUUUAAAUCUGAGAGUACCGUUCAUUCUGGAGAAAGUACCAUUAAACCCCUGGAGGUCUCACCAAUACAGGAAUCAACCCCUGAGCCCAAGAGUGCAGCUCAACCAGAAGAAAGUACUGUUAAACCCCUGGAGGUGUCAGCGAUACAAGAAUCAACCUCUGAGCCUGAGAGUGCAGUUCAUCCUGAAGAAAGUACCAUUAAAACCCUGGAGGUGUCAGCAAUACAGGAAUCAACCUCUCAGCCUGAGAUUGCAGCUCAACCAGAAGAAAGCACCACUGAAACCCUGGAGGUGUUAGCAAUACAGAAAUCUACCAGUGAAGCAGAGACUGUGGUUCAGUGUGAAGAAAGUAUCGCUAAGACAGUGGAGGUAGCCACAGUUCAGAAAUCCUGUACUAAGCCUGAAACAGUUGUUCAACUGGAAGAAGCUGUUAUUCAGACAGUGGCUGCAGUACCAAAUGUUAUUGCUGAGGUCAAGCACACCCCUGAUUCUGUUAUUGAUUUGAUUCAGCAGGACAAAUCGCAAACCAAAACUCCCGAACGUGCCCAGACAGAAGCUUCCCAGGAGGUCCUGGAGAAAUCUGCUGCUCAUGUGACAGAGGACAACAUGUUUGACUACAAAGAAACACAAGCAGAGGCAGAAGUGAAAGCUGAACCUGCUGAGUUUUUCACCUCAUUGGAGGAGCAUACAGAGCCAACUCCAAGUCUGCAAGCAGAGGUUCCAUGUAGUUCUCUGAAUUUAAGAGAGACAGAAGCUGUUCCAGACAUUGUCAUUUCUGAAUCACUUUCUACAAAUGAAUUCCCCAGGGACUGGGUAGAGGAAAGUGUUGCUGAGGUGGAACACGCAGCUGAACUUAAGAAGGUACCCAUCACUAUUCCAGAGGCAGGCUCUGAAACCUACAAACCAGAACCUGCUCUACCUUCUGCUGCUUCAGUGGAGGCAGAGGUGAGUGUUGUGCCUGAUGAAGAUGUCACAGUACAGUCAGCUGGGUCAGCUGGCAGCAGUACUCAAGCUAACAAUAUAAACUUGGAAAAUGGAGAGUGCAAAACUGUUGACUCCACAGAGAAGAAAGACAGGCCUCCAUCAACAGAGUUUAAUGGUGAGUCGCAGGCACCCAAGGCAGUACUGGAGAAGUCUGCUGAGGCUCAGAAAGAGGAAUGUGUCAAUGGCAUCGGCACACCUGAUGUGUCCCCAAAAGAGCAACAGGUGAUCAGUGACUGUGAGCUCAAAAAGGACUUGAUAGGUAAUGUGGUGGUUCCUGAGAGCAUUGGUGAGAUGGCAGAAGCCAUUAAUGCACCUGCGAAUCAAGAUGUUGACUUAGUUUGAACAAAGAAGGGUAAACUUGAUAGCGGUAUGAGUAUGUAAAACUGCACUGUCUCCUGAAUAGAAUAUGGAAGUACAAUUAUGGAGGCUCAGACUAAAUAAUUUCUGGUAAUACAAAAAUGAAAAUGACCACUGACAGGCAAAGUAAGAAACAAUGGAACAAGCUGAUGUGCGUCACAUGCAUCACCUGACGGUGAACACUGGAGUGGAGAUUGUGUAAGACAUAAUGAGAGAUGAGUGAAACAGAAAAACAACAGAACACAAACUGGGCGAUAUCACUAUAAACAAUGAACUGAAUGAGCAGUUCAUUGCCUAGUCUUCUUCUGAGCCCGAUCAAUGACAAAAAUGGUUUAUUAAAUUAGCAUUUAAUGAUACACAAGCUAGAUUUUCAUAAAUUAUUGUCAUAACUCUGUGAAAGGGGGUAAAUUUAGAAGUUUUUGCUUUAGAAGGAAAAACAGUAAGGAAUGUUCAUUUUAAUUCAGUGGAUUGGUCAUGGAAAAUAAACAUUUUUAC